AUGCGCAACAUCGCUCUUGCUGCUCUGCCCCUGUUGGCCUCGUCCGCCUCGGCUCUGGCCGUCGGAUCUGGCAACCACCGCCAUGCCCACUUCCACCAGAAGAGGCAGGAUGUCGACGUCCAGAUGGAAGUCGUCACCGUCUGCGAGCUUAACGGCGCACUCAUCCCCCAGGCCGAGUGCGACGAGGGCAUCGCUGCCGGUCGCCUGAUCUGGGCCGAUGGCGAGCUCUCCGUUGCGGCCGCCUCUGUCGAGCCCCCGACCAGCUCUUCCGCCCCUCCCUCUUCGUCUUCGUCUUCGUCUGCCGCCUAUACGCCGCCGCCCUCCUCUUCCACCCCUACGCCUACCCCGACCCCGACCCCCUCCAGCACCUCUGAGGCCGCUAAGAGCACGCCCACGAAGAGCUCCUCUUCCUCGUCCUCUUCCGCCAAGGGUCUCGACUCGGAGUUCCCCGACGACGUUCCCUGCUCCGAGUUCCCCAGCGACUAUGGUGCCGUGCCGGUUUCCUGGAUGGGUCUUGGUGGAUGGAUUGGUGUCCAGACCGCCAAUAUUGCUGGCUCUGGCGGCCUCGACGACAUCAUGACCACUAUUGCCGACAUGUGCCUCGGCGGCGACUGCUGCACUGAGGGUGCCUACUGCUCCUAUGCCUGCCCUGCCGGUUACCAGAAGGCUCAGUGGCCCGAGGUCCAGGGUGCUACCGGCCAGUCCGUCGGUGGUCUUCUCUGCUCCGACGGAAAGCUCACUCUCACCAACUCCAACUACAAGACACUCUGCAUCAAGGGUUCCGAGAAGGUCUCCGUUGAGGUCCAGAGCGAGCUUAGUGAGCAGGCCGCCGUGUGCCGUACCGACUACCCUGGUACCGAGGCUAUGGUUAUCCCCAUCGAUGUUCAGCCCGGCGAGUUGCAGCCGCUCACUUGCCCUGAGCAGACCAGCUACUACCAAUGGCAGGGCAAGGCCACUUCGGCCCAGUACUACAUCAACCCUCUCGGUGUCUCGGUCGAGGAUGGCUGCACCUGGUCGAACGGUGACUCCCCCAUCGGCAACUGGGCUCCUAUCAACCUUGGCGUCGGUUACUCCAACGGCGCCGCUUGGCUCUCGAUUUUCCAGAACAAGCCUACUACGCUCGAGAAGCUUGACUUCAACAUUGAGCUCAAGGGUGACAACAUGUCUGGCACCUGCAAGUACAUUGUUGGCAAGGGCUUCUGCUCUGGCGACAGCUACGAGAGCUGCAACGACGACGGCUGCACGGUCUCGGUGUCUUCGGGAACUGCUACUUACCUGCUCACUGACGCAUAG
Molecule: messenger RNA, 1293 nt
Organism: Diplodia corticola
Lineage: Eukaryota; Fungi; Ascomycota; Dothideomycetes; Botryosphaeriales; Botryosphaeriaceae
Product: sun domain protein
Exons: 3
Coding region: 1-1293 (430 amino acids)
Biological process (GO): fungal-type cell wall organization
Cellular component (GO): cell surface; fungal-type cell wall
Source: RefSeq, a predicted model, not a curated record